This is a messenger RNA of Clonostachys rhizophaga, 681 nucleotides long. The record is from the annotation of a GenBank genome assembly. NCBI's taxonomy places the organism in Eukaryota, Fungi, Ascomycota, Sordariomycetes, Hypocreales, Bionectriaceae.
AUGUUCUCGCGACAAGCUCUUCGUUCCGUCCGGGCUGCUGCCCCCCAGCGUGCCCUCGCCCUGCGAUCAACGCCUGUGCGGUCCUUUGCCGCGGCUGCCAGCGCCGACGUCAAGCCCCCCAAGGCUGUCUUCGGCCUCGAUGGCACCUAUGCCACUGCUCUGUACACGGCCGCCUCCAAGUCCUCCGCCCUCGAUCCCACCGCCAACGCCAUCACCAAGCUCGGCGCCCUCCUCGAGAAGGACACCAAGCUCGCCUCCAUCCUGUCGGCCCCUACCCUGACCCCCCAGGACAAGUCCGACAUCGUCGCCGAGCUCACCAAGCAGGCCGGCGCCAGCGACCCCACCGUCAAGAACUUCCUCGAGACCCUCGCCGAGAACAACCGCCUGGGCCUCCUCGGCGGCGUCUGCCAGAAGUUUUCUGAGCUGAUCGCCGCCGCCCGUGGCGAGGUUGAGCUCAAGAUCACCAGCGCUCAGGGCCUCGACAACAGAACUCUCAACCGUCUCUCCAACGCCGUCUCCAAGUCCGCUUACGUCGGCCCCGGCAAGACCCUCAAGGUCACCAACUCUGUCAACCCUGAGAUCGUCGGUGGACUCGUCGUUGAGAUCGGUGACCGAACCAUCGACCUCAGCGUCUCCGCCCGCAUCGCCAAGAUGAACAAGCUCUUGACGGACAGCCUGUAA